Molecule: messenger RNA, 1206 nt
Organism: Dunckerocampus dactyliophorus (ringed pipefish)
Lineage: Eukaryota; Metazoa; Chordata; Actinopteri; Syngnathiformes; Syngnathidae
Gene: haao
Product: 3-hydroxyanthranilate 3,4-dioxygenase
Exons: 10
Coding region: 64-927 (287 amino acids)
Biological process (GO): 'de novo' NAD+ biosynthetic process from L-tryptophan; quinolinate metabolic process
Cellular component (GO): cytoplasm
Molecular function (GO): iron ion binding; 3-hydroxyanthranilate 3,4-dioxygenase activity
Source: RefSeq, a predicted model, not a curated record
CUUGCAAAAGCAAACAGUUACAAGGACAAUACUACAGCAAGAACCAAAAGGUUUCUUAAAAUAAUGAGCAAUAGUCAUCUUCUUGUGAAUGUGCAGGAGUGGAUAGCAGAGAAUCAGAAUGCUUUCCUGCCACCAGUGUGCAACAAGCUCAUGCACUUUUCCCAGUUGAACAUUAUGUUUGUUGGAGGACCAAACACCCGAAAAGAUUACCAUAUAGAAGAAGGCGAGGAGCUAUUCUACCAGGUGAAGGGAGACAUGUGUCUGAAGGUGAUUGAAAAUGGCAAGAACAAGGAUGUGCACAUCAAGGAGGGAGAGAUGUUCCUGUUGCCUGCUCGGAUCCCGCACUCCCCCCAGAGACAAGCCAACACUGUGGGACUUGUGGUGGAGCGGAGGCGUCUGCUCACUGAGACUGACUGCCUCAGGUACUACGUCAGCAACACGACUGACAUCCUUUUUGAGAAAUGGUUCUACUGUGAAGAUCUAGGAACCCAACUGGUGCCAAUCAUCCAAGAGUUCAUGGCAUCAAAGCAGUACAAGACAGGAAAACCUGAUCCCAAUGAAGACUUCAGAGAGCCUCCAUUCCAGAUGAACAACAUGAAUGUGAUGUCGCCCUUCUGCUUUAAGUCCUGGCUGGAUAAACACAAGCCAUUCCUGACCAGUUGUAGCCCAAUAAACAUGUUUGGGGCUCAGUUUGAGACAGAGGUAACCUUGUUUGGAGCUGGUUUAACUGAUGCAUCCUUACUGCAAAGUGAUGUGUGGAUUUGGCAACUGGAGGGAUCCUCAAGGGUAACCAUGAACGAGCAGGAGUUUAAUCUCUCUGCAGGAAAUAGUUUACUGAUUCCUGAGCACAACCAGUACCAGUGGCAGAGAGAUGAGGAGACUGUGGCACUGGUUGUGGUACAAAACCCCGAGCGUAAAAGACCCUGAUCAUACCUGACAACGACACGCUAAACAUGCAGCUAUGUUGUUUAAUUCAUACGGUAUCAGCAUAAAGAAUUGCUGAGGAUAUAUUACAACUGACUUGACGAUGCCGUUAAAAUACAACUUCCACAAAAAAAAUGUCAGUAUAAAACCUUUGUGUUAUCUCUGUCUAUAGUCUAAUUUUGCAAUUUCCAUUCAAUUCAGUUUUAAAAUGUGCAAUGAAUGCAUUUAUUUCACAAUAAAUUCAAGACUCAAAACUCGUUUAUGAGUCACUUUAACCAUUUC